GAGCUGUACUAGCCUACUCUGCACCCGGUAUCCGCCCAUAUUCGCGUUAAGGCCAAGCUCAGCUGAAUUGAGAGUAUCAGGCCAAACGCUGGAUCAAAUGUAAAGUUAAAUCGAUUAAUUUCCUUACUUUCGUCUGCUUUUUCAAAGAAGUUAAAUCUACACAAAUGGGACCGUUUCAUUGUGAAGUAGGAAAUGUAGAGAUCGUGUGAAAAGCGAGGAUUAUCUGCUUGACUUGUUAUUUGGUCUCUACUUCGGACGCGGAACUCCAUACGCUAAAGGUGAACGAUGACAGAAUACAAGCUGGUGGUGGUGGGGGCUGGAGGCGUGGGCAAGAGCGCACUCACCAUCCAGCUCAUCCAGAACCACUUUGUGGAUGAAUAUGACCCCACCAUCGAGGACUCAUACAGGAAGCAGGUGGUGAUUGACGGGGAGACAUGUCUGCUGGACAUCCUGGACACUGCAGGUCAGGAGGAGUACAGCGCCAUGAGGGACCAGUACAUGAGGACAGGGGAGGGCUUCCUCUGUGUCUUCGCCAUCAACAACACCAAGUCCUUCGAGGACAUCCACCACUAUAGAGAGCAGAUCAAGCGGGUGAAAGACUCAGAAGACGUGCCCAUGGUGCUGGUGGGGAACAAGUGUGACCUGCCGUCCCGGACAGUGGACACCAAACAGGCUCAGGACUUAGCGCGCAGCUACGGCAUCCCGUUCAUUGAGACCUCGGCCAAAACCAGACAGGGUGUCGAUGAUGCAUUUUACACAUUAGUGCGGGAAAUCCGAAAACACAAGGAGAAGAUGAGCAAGGAGGGCAAAAAGAAGAAAAAGAAGUCCAAGACAAAGUGUAUACUCAUGUGAAUAAUGACCACCCCCCUUUUCAAGAUAGACAAAAAAAGAAAAAAUGUGUUCAAACCUUUUAAGUAAUACAUUUUUGUACAUUACACUAAAUUAUUAGCCUCUUUAUCUAAGUACCCACAA
Molecule: messenger RNA, 972 nt
Organism: Coregonus clupeaformis (lake whitefish)
Lineage: Eukaryota; Metazoa; Chordata; Actinopteri; Salmoniformes; Salmonidae
Gene: kras
Product: v-Ki-ras2 Kirsten rat sarcoma viral oncogene homolog
Exons: 5
Coding region: 286-852 (188 amino acids)
Biological process (GO): Ras protein signal transduction
Cellular component (GO): plasma membrane
Molecular function (GO): GTPase activity; GTP binding; GDP binding
Source: RefSeq, a predicted model, not a curated record